Messenger RNA from Clonostachys rhizophaga, 1716 nucleotides. NCBI's taxonomy places the organism in Eukaryota, Fungi, Ascomycota, Sordariomycetes, Hypocreales, Bionectriaceae. The record is from the annotation of a GenBank genome assembly.
AUGGACGGAGUUCCAAACUUCACUAUCUACAACCUCCCGCCCAGCCCGCCAAAAUGGGACAACAUCGGGAUCUUCUUUAUAUGCUUCUGUUGCAUAUGGACCACCUUCGUCUUUGCCGGCAUGGCAUUCUGCUGGUAUAACCGCAAUAACCCGAUUCUCAAAAUCCGUGGCCUCCCACUCUCAUUUACAGCAAUCCUUUUUCUACAUUUGUAUUGGGUCCUCGCCCAACUUGUCUACCCCAUCGGGGGCACCAUGCCUGUUGUUCUUGCCUACGAUAUUCAGUACUUCUUCAUGGGCAUCUGGUUCCCUUUGGGCAUUGCCUUAUUUCACGCCUCUAAUAGCCGAUUUCUUUACGUAGCCAAGCUACAAAAGCAGUUCACUAACGACCACCGGGUCCAAGUACAAUGCGACGGCGGACGGUCAUCGUGGAUUUGCCGUUUCAGAAACAUGAGCUAUUCAGUCAGAAUCAUGACUCUCAUUGGCCUCGGUAUGAUCGCGCAGGUACUUCUAACCAUCGGCAUGUGGCUUGCCUGCCGCAAGUAUCAUCCUACAUUCGGCAUCCCAGGGACCGAGAUCCGAGGCGCAACGCUUCCAGAACAAAUGGUCGACUUGGGUAGAGGUUGGGAAUGGUGGCCUUCAGUCCUUUGGCAGGUCAUCUGGACAUGGAUGGUGGCACCUUAUCUGCUCUGGCGCGCUUGGGGCAUUCGUGAUACCAUGGGAUGGAGGGCUCAGACCAUUGGUUGCUGUAUCUCUAACCUUCACGCCACGCCUAUGUUUCUCAUCGCACAAUAUGUCCCCGCCUUUGCGUCGGUCAAUAUGUACUACCCUCCUAGUCAAUGGAUCCAUCUAUCAGUUAUGAUGUUCGAGAUCUUCACUGUUUUUGUCCCAGUAUUCCAGGUGAUCAAGUUGAACAUCCAACGCCGAAAGGUGGCGGCCUCUAACGAGAAAUGGGAAUCAUCUUCCCAGAUAACAGUGUUCGGCUCUGUCCAGUUAUCUGAUCAAGAGCGCAAGGGGUCGACGUCAAGUAGGGGCAAGAGCGAUAUCAUGGACAACCUCCUUAAUAACGAGAUGAGUGACCACCUCUACACGAUCGGUGCUCUCGACUACGUCCUCAGGGAGAAUCCCACUCCGCUCCAGAAUUUCUCGGCUCUUAGCGACUUUUCCGGGGAGAAUAUCGCCUUUCUAACCCGGGCUGCUGCGUGGAAGAGUACCUUCUCUGGUGAUUUCCGGGGAGAGAAAGAGCUGGACGCUUACAAUGCUGCGCUCCAACUUUACACCGAUUUCAUUAGCCCUCGAGACGCCGAAUUUCCCCUCAAUCUGUCAGGGCCAGAGCUCAGGCGGCUUGAAGACAUAUUCGAGGCACCCACUCGCAUUCUGUGCGGUGAGCCAGUGGUCAACACCGCGACUCCUUUUGACGUUGAGCAACCUCCACCUACUGGAACAAGCGAUGGAUGCUCUUCGGGAAGCAACUCUAGCACUACGCGCCUACGAGCCAAGUACACUGGAGACAUUCCACCAGGAUUCGAUGAUCUUGUUUUCGAUAGCACAUGCAGUCAAAUCAAGUACCUGGUUCUGACAAACACGUGGCCAAAAUUUGUCGACGACAUCAGAAACCAGAGCCGACGCUCGAGCGAGUCUGGCAGGACGUUUGAUUCGAAUGACUCGGAUCAGACACUGGCCAGUCGCGUUACGGCCUAUGUUCGUUCCAUAUUUUAG